Gastrolobium bilobum is the source of this 1288-nucleotide messenger RNA. Its product is annotated as cinnamoyl-CoA reductase CAD2-like. The coding region runs from base 28 to 1080 and encodes 350 amino acids. The record is from RefSeq and is a predicted model, not a curated record. Lineage: Eukaryota; Viridiplantae; Streptophyta; Magnoliopsida; Fabales; Fabaceae. The transcript has 7 exons. Gene Ontology annotation, molecular function: oxidoreductase activity, acting on the CH-OH group of donors, NAD or NADP as acceptor.
ACGUACAGGAAGGCCUGGAAGGCAAAAAUGAAGGCCAUCGUUAAGUUGUUUGGUGACUGGGAGAAAUCGUACGCAUUCUUGCCAAAUUGGCUGAAGUAUAUGACGGAGGUGAAUGUGGGUUCUGUGGUGUGUGUGACUGGUGCUUCUGGUUUUAUAGCUUCGUGGAUCGUCAAAUUCCUUCUUCAACGUGGUUACACUGUUAGGGCCACUGUUCGAGACCCAAGUAAUCCUACAAAGGUUGAGCACUUGCUUAAACUUGAAGGUGCAAAAGAGAGGUUGCAACUCUUUAAGGCAGAUCUCCUUGAAGAAGGUUCAUUUGACUCUGCUAUUGAUGGCUGUGAUGGUGUCUUUCAUACUGCUUCACCUGUUCUACUUUCCGUUGUCAAAGACCCACAGGCUGAAUUAAUUGAUCCAGCAGUGAAGGGAACUCUUAAUGUUCUUAAAUCAUGUGUAAAAUCUCCAUCUGUGAAACGAGUUGUUUUAACUUCUUCUAUUUCUUCAGUUGCAUUUAAUGAGAGGCCUAAAAGUCCCGAAGUAGUAGUUGAUGAGACAUGGUUUUCAAAUGCAGAUUUCUGUAGGGAAUCAAAGUUGUGGUACACGCUUUCAAAAACUUUGGCUGAGGAUGCUGCCUGGAAAUUUGUAAACGAAAACAGCAUUGACAUGGUUACUAUUAACCCAUCAAUGGUGGCAGGACCUCUCUUACAACCAGAGGUCAACGAAAGUGUUGAACCUAUAUUAAACCUGAUAAAUGGUUCACAAUUUCCAAAUAAAUGUUUCGGAUUUGUCAAUGUCAAAGAUGUUGCUAACGCCCAUAUUCAGGCGUAUGAGAUUGCUUCAGCUGGUGGAAGAUAUUUAUUGGUUGAGAGAGUGGUACACUACUCUGAACUUGCUAGGAUUUUACGCAAUCUGUACCCAACAUUACAUAUUUCAGAAUGUUGUGAGGACGAUAAGCCGUAUAUGCCAACAUAUCAGGUUUCUAAGGAAAAGGCAAAGAGCUUGGGAAUUGAGUUUACUCCUUUGGAAGUGAGCCUCAGGGAGACUGUGGAAAGUUUCAGAGAAAAGAAGAUUGUCAACUUUUAAUCCUCCAUAUCUCCUUGAGAAAUAAAUGUCAGAUAACCUUAACCACUCUCAGUUUGUGACUAUGACAAACUCUAUAUUUGAGAAUGAUUUAUUACUGUUAAGUAAGGGUCGUGCUUAAAAACAUUUAUCCCAUGAGAGGUUGGUAAAUGAAUUCAAAAUCAUGUGUGAUUGGUUAUUGUGACAUCAAGACUACAUGAAACAUCAUUUU